Molecule: messenger RNA, 1589 nt
Organism: Ylistrum balloti
Lineage: Eukaryota; Metazoa; Mollusca; Bivalvia; Pectinida; Pectinidae
Product: mediator of RNA polymerase II transcription subunit 19-like
Exons: 6
Coding region: 1-675 (224 amino acids)
Biological process (GO): positive regulation of transcription by RNA polymerase II
Cellular component (GO): mediator complex
Molecular function (GO): transcription factor binding; transcription coregulator activity
Source: RefSeq, a predicted model, not a curated record
AUGAUGAACGAACCUAUUCGCCGACCUGAUCAAAUAUCUCCCAAAUCGAGUCCCCGGGGGUCUCGCUCACCGGCCUACCCCCGCGCGGACUCGUCUGGGACCCUCAGAACCACCAUCAGUCUGGGAAGGGUGCCGUCGGUGAUACAUUCUGGACCUUUCUAUCUCGUGAAAGAUAUGGGGUCUGGGACAGCCAAUCCAUCAGAGAUGACUGGGAGUAACAACCUGAUCAUCCAUUAUGAUCUAGAACAUUCCUACAGCAAGUUCUGUAAGAAAGAGGGUAAAGAAGAACUCAGUGCAUUCCUACCCAAUCUGCCUGGCUACAUAGAUGCCCCCGGUAUCAAUGAUAACAGCUCUCUCCGGUCUCUAAUAGAUAAACCCCCCAUCACUGGAAAGGAAUUAAAUCCUCUGUCUAACAGUUCUUUGACAGGCUUCCGUCUCCACCCUGGACCACUGCCAGAACAGUAUAGGUUUAUGAACCAGAUGCCAAAGAAAAAGCCAAAACCCAAGCGGAAAAAAGAUGAAAAAACAAGUGCUUUGCAGGACUAUCCAGAUAAUCCCGUAGAAAGUGGCCAUGAUAAAAAGACAAAGAAACCAAAACAUGAUACAGAGAAACAGAAACGCAAAAAGAAGAAAAAGAAAAAAGUGAAGGAAAAAGAUGAAGAGUCACAGUCCUGAAUCUGGUUUAGUAUCUGUAGAUCUGUGUUUUAAAGUGCAAUACAUGUAGAAGUGGAGUCUACAACCCUGUCAGAGCUGGCCUGGUUUUAAUAUACUAAUUAAGGAUGUUGUCUGGAUUAUGUGAGAUUUGUGACAUGCUUUGGAUAAGAACAGGGUUUAUCUGCUCAUGUGACUGAUUUUGGACUACACUGCCGUGUGACUGUUGUCAUGUGACUGAUUGGUUGUGUGACUGAUUUUACAUUACACUGAAAUAUACUUGGUAAUCUUGAUCAUGUAAUGAUUUCAACAUACACUGAAAUGUUUUCUUGGAUGUAUGACUGUGUGAAAACAAGAGGGUACUUUGACACUGGAGUCAACUGGAGUCACAUGUUAACCUGGAUAUGUCUUAGCUGAAUAUACUGGAUUGUCAGUUCUGGAUUUGUCCUUCCAGAUAUUCAUUGUACUCAUCAAACUGGAGUAAUGUUAGUACUGGUGCUUGGACAAUUAUUGGAAUGUCAUUGUUCAUUUGUUAUCUGUAAUGUUGAUUGGAGAAAGUGGAUUUUUUGUAGUCGCUAUCUCUCAAACAAUAUCAGAAACCAUUCUUUGGUAGCUUUUACUGUCUCAGGUUAGAAGUUCUAAGUGACAGGUUAAAAACAGUUAUGAAUUUUGAUGGCAUAGCAUAAGAUAUUCAUUUCAAAAUGCAAAAACUUUGAACUACUUACAUGUAUGAAUGUUUAUUUUUCCUAUAGAGAACUAGAUUAAGGUUUGUAAUACAUAUGAACCAGUUUUAAGGUGAGUCUGACAUGUCUAUCCAAUGACAUGGACUUGGUGUGUAUAUGGGAAAGAGACUUGAUGUUAAAGAUUUUCUAUGCCCAAGUCAUAACAUGUUAAUGAGAAGUUUUUCUAUGUAAUAAAAUUGAAAUGUGUAUUUAUCA